CGACGAGAAUAACGUUCCACUACAGGUUUAGCCGAGUGGGAACAAAUCUUUCUUAAGGGCAUUACCAACUAUUGGAAAUGUAGAAAGGAGAAGUAAAAAGUAGGAAAAAGAAGAUCGAUAGAAAGGCAAAAGAAACGACCAGAAAUCACAAGUACGACAAAGAUCCGGCCAAGCCGAUGCCAUUUGAGAAUUAACGUAGAAGUUGGUUAAAAAGUAAUUCGCAUACUGUAAAAUUUUUUAGCUAAUCACCAACUAAACACGGUUGCCCAGAUUUGCUCAAAGAAAUUCAGUGACGCUGACUCUACCUAAUCUCAACACUAAAAAAUUUUACAAACUCCUGCGGAAUUUGCAACUCAACGAUGGAGUUCAACUGCAAAAAGUGCAACGAACCGGUGCUGGCAAAUCGUGCAGAUUUUCUUACGUGUUUGCAGUGUGAUUCACGCUACCAUGCAGGCUGCUUGAGUAGGAACAAUUCCACACCUAACCCGGAAUGGUUCUGCGAGGAAUGUUCCGCCGUAAUGUGUCAAUAUGGACCGCUGAUGCUCACUGUUCUGGACCUACGGAAGCUGGAGGAAGAGAUUGUUGUGGAAAAGAGGAAUUUGCGGAAGAAGUUCGCUGUUCUACAAACUCAGUUGGACACGAUACAAGGGAAAACUAAAACUCUGGUGGACACUUUUUCUUCGACAUCAUCGGUCGGGGAAGCCCAGAUGUUAUGCGCAGCGCUGAGAGACGAGUUUACCAGGUUGUAUGCUGUUCAGCAAUCGCCAACAAAAGUACACACUGAGGAUCAUCUUCAACAGAUGUUUGCGCGUCAGGUCAUCCCAUCUGAUUUGCCCAAGUUUAGUGGUAGACCCGAAGACUGGCCGAUAUUUAUUAGCAGCUACAACAACUCCACGGAAGCCUGUGGUUUCAGCAACGUUGAAAAUUUGAUUCGGUUACAGCGUUGCCUCGAAGGUCCAGCUCUCCAGUCUGUGAGUAGUAAGCUUCUGCUGCCGAAGUGUGUUCCUCAAGUGAUCUCCACCUUGAAGUUACUGUUCGGUAGGCCAGAUUUGUUGAUAUCAACUUUACUAUCACAAAUUCGCCGCAUACAAGCCCCUGAAAGUGAGGACCUCAACUCACUAAUACAUUUUGGGCUAGCAGUGCAAAACUUGGCAGAUCAUAUUGUGGCUGCUGGACUUCACGACCAUCUAAACAACCCAUGUCUGCUGCAAGAGAUGGUUUCUAAAUUACCAACACAUAUGAAACUAAGAUGGGCCACUCACAAACAACUUCUUGGUGUGGUGAACAUUGCGAGCUUCAGUGCCUUCAUGUACGAGAUCGUCGUAGCAGCCAGCCAAGUUACCUCCACAAUGGUCACCACUGUAACUCGUGAGAUACCCCUAGAACGCGAGGAUGCUCAUUGUUGUGAAAGUGACGCAGCAAGAGAUCAAGUACCGGAGGUGGAUUCGCGAUUGAGCCGCCGAGAGAGGAAUAAUCGAUGUCUAAUCUGUGACGAAAACGGACAUCGGUCUCAGUACUGUGCAGUGUUCAAAACAAUGCCGGUCAGUGAACGCUGGGACAACGUAAACAGAGCGCAGCUGUGCCCUAGCUGCCUGAACAGACAUCUGCCGUGGCCCUGCAAGACCGCUACAGCUUGUGGAAUUGAGGGAUGCGGUCUGAAACAUCAUCGACUACUGCAUACAGCGCUGCAGAAUCCACCUUCGACAUCUGGAGCAUGUUUCACGUCGUCGAAAACGGAGAUUUCUGCUGGUCUGAAAUAUGUUCCGGUACGAUUGUACGGGAAAUCUAAGACAGUGGACACGUAUGCGUUUAUCGACGAGGAUCAACAGCGACGAUGGUGGAAAGCAGUCUAG
Messenger RNA from Culex quinquefasciatus (southern house mosquito), 1853 nucleotides. RefSeq lists its product as uncharacterized. The record is from RefSeq and is a predicted model, not a curated record. The transcript has 2 exons. Bases 360 to 1853 code for a protein of 497 amino acids. NCBI's taxonomy places the organism in Eukaryota, Metazoa, Arthropoda, Insecta, Diptera, Culicidae.